AUGACGAAUCUACUUAACGGGACGAUUCCAAGAGGUUUAUUCAAUCUUCCGUUAGUUACGAUUAUCGAACUCACUGAUAAUUUCUUCUCCGGUGAACUUCCGGCGGAAAUGUCCUGUGAUGUUCUUGAUCAGAUUUACUUCUCGAACAACUGGUUUUCCGACGAGAUCCCACCAGCGAUCGGGAAUUUCCCGAGAUUACAGACUUUGUUCUUAGAUCGAAACCGAUUUCGCGGCAAGAUUCUGAGAGAAAUCUUCGAUUUGAAGCAUUUGACGAAGAUCAACAUAAAGUGCGAACAACAUCACCGGGGAGAUUCUAUAUUUAAUCUCAACCUGUACUUCGUUAAUCUCCGUUGA
Molecule: messenger RNA, 354 nt
Organism: Arabis nemorensis
Lineage: Eukaryota; Viridiplantae; Streptophyta; Magnoliopsida; Brassicales; Brassicaceae
Source: the annotation of a GenBank genome assembly